AUGGGGAAGAUCGGACGAGAGCGCUACAAACUGGAUCGUUUCGCUCUUCUCUCGUCUUCUGCUGUGAUUAAUUACGAUGAGCGAUCCAACGUUGGCUACCUUUUUAAAAAUCUUAAACCCAUGGCUGCAAUUUCCAUUGCAUGCUAUCGGCAUAUAUACAUGAUUUUCGAUGUGCGGUCGACCUAUUCACAUAUAUACGACAUUUUUUGUUUGCAUCAGAAGCGACUAAAGAAGAAUGGGCAGAAAGUUUACAAUCACGCUAAGUUCGAACUUCAGCAGCAUAUUCGAUGUUUUUGCACGAUAUGGCAUAAGAUAGUGCUGGUUUACUAA
This is a messenger RNA of Loa loa (African eye worm), 330 nucleotides long. RefSeq lists its product as hypothetical. The coding region runs from base 1 to 330 and encodes 109 amino acids. The transcript is spliced from 2 exons. NCBI's taxonomy places the organism in Eukaryota, Metazoa, Nematoda, Chromadorea, Rhabditida, Onchocercidae. The record is from RefSeq and is a predicted model, not a curated record.